AUGUUGAUCAUCCGCAGGGGUAUCAUCAACUCCUACGGAGUGUUUCAGACAUUCUACGAGGGAGACUUUCUCCAAGAUACUGCUCCAUCAAAGAUUUCGUGGGUUGGUUCUUUGCAAUCGUUCCUGAUUAUGUUCCUCGGUGUCCUGUCGGGACCGAUAUACGACGCCGGAUAUGCGAUGCCACUGCUGUUUGUUGGUUCGUUUCUCGUGGUCUUCGGCCACAUGAUGCUCAGUUUGUGUCAUACCUUUUGGCAGGUUCUUUUGGCACAGGCAUUUUGCGUAGGUAUUGGCGGCGGUCUCAUUUUCGUUCCCAGCAUCGCGAUUCUUUCGACAUAUUUUACGACAAGAUUGCCCCUGGUCGUCGGCAUCGCCGCCGCCGGAUCGAGCAUCGGCGGCGUUAUUUACCCGAUCCUGAUCCACCGGCUACUUAACAUGGUUGGGUUUGGAUGGGCGACUCGCGUUGCUGGCUUUGUCGCCCUGUUCGGACUGAGCAUCUCUGCGUUAGUCCUCAGAGUGCGUACCCUUCCUGCCAGUCGCCGGAAAUUAAUUGAUGGGGCGGCUUUCCGCGAAACCCCGUACACACUUUGCAACAUCGGUCUGUUCCUCUGCUUCAUGGGUCUCUAUACGCCCUUUUACUAUAUCCAGUCGGUGGCGAUUGAAAAUAAUAUAACAUCAGCGACUUUGGCGUUCUAUUUAGUGCCCAUCCUGAACGCAACAUCGACGUUCGGCCGGCUAGCGUCAGGAUAUAUCUCCCGAUGGACUGGGCCACUCACCAUUCUUGUUCCCUGCGCUAUUCUCUCGGGCAUCCUCGUUCUCUGCAUCAUCGCUGUCAAGACACAAACGACCUUAUUUGCCAUUUGCGCGUUGUAUGGGUUCUUUUCAGGGUGCCUUGUCUCUCUCAUGGGCCCCAUCCUCGUCAUGCUUUCUCCGCACCGUGGAGUCACUGGAACAAGGAUGGGUAUGUGUUUCACUUUAUUGGGGGUGGCAUUGCUGGUUGGAACGCCCAUCGCUGGUGCGAUCUUGGAUGCGCAUGGUGCCAAUAUGGUCUGGGUGUAUAGUGGCGUCUUGACACUUUCCGGGGGAGCGAUACUAGGUGCUGCUCGGAUGAGUCUGGUAUCCCGGAAAGGCAGUGCGACUAAUUAA
Molecule: messenger RNA, 1143 nt
Organism: Aspergillus melleus
Lineage: Eukaryota; Fungi; Ascomycota; Eurotiomycetes; Eurotiales; Aspergillaceae
Exons: 1
Coding region: 1-1143 (380 amino acids)
Biological process (GO): transmembrane transport
Cellular component (GO): fungal-type vacuole membrane
Molecular function (GO): transmembrane transporter activity
Source: RefSeq, a predicted model, not a curated record